AUGAUCAAGAAAUUCGUUGUACUGUCAUCGCUUGUUUUACUAUUCGUUAUGCACACUUGGGGUCAUAAUACAUCAGCCAUCAUUUCGUGUCAGCGUUGGGCUCGUGUUUACGAUUGUCCGUCAUACUAUUGCGCUCCGUUGAGUGUUGUUUACGGAGAUCACGACUAUUCAGGUGAAUGUUACGUGUUGAGAAAGCCCAGUGAAAACGUGCCGAAGAGCAGUCCUCGCUGGUAUAAACUUAUUUUACGAAAUCGUCAACGUGGUUUUGUGAAUGGCAUUCAUUGCAGCGGCCCCGUUCGUCGUUGUCAGUAA
Adineta ricciae is the source of this 312-nucleotide messenger RNA. The record is from the annotation of a GenBank genome assembly. Lineage: Eukaryota; Metazoa; Rotifera; Eurotatoria; Adinetida; Adinetidae.